AUGGCUGAGUACUUGAGGCUGCCCCACUCGCUGGCGUUGAUCCGCCUCCGAAACCCGCCGGUCAACGCGCUCAGCUCGGCUGUACUCAGUGGAAUCAGAGAGGGACUAGAGAACUCUUUAUCAGACCCUACAAUCAAAGCCAUCGUGAUAUCUGGAGCAGAUGACAAAUUCUGUGCAGGUGUCGCUAUCAAUAGCAGGUCGCCCCCUGGCAUUCCUCUGGGAGUUGUAGUGGAUGAGAUACAACGGUAUGAGAAGCCUGUCAUGGCAGCCAUCCAAGGCGUGGCCUUAGGAGGGGGACUGGAGCUGGCUCUGGGCUGUCACUACCGCAUCGCCCAUGCAGAGGCUCUUGUUGGCUUUCCGGAAGUCACACUGGGAGUACUUCCUGGAGGAAGAGGGACCCAGCUUCUCCCCAGACUCAUUGGAAUUCCUGCAUCUCUGGACUUAAUGACCUCAGGAAGACCUGUUGGGGCCGAUGAAGCCCUCAAGCUUGGCAUUCUGGAUGUGGUUAUCAAUUCAGAUCCAGUUGAAGAAGCAGUCAAGUUUUCACAGGAAAUUUUAGAUAAACCCCUAGAGCCCCGCCGGCUCUUGAACAAGUCAGUUCCGAGCUUGCCCAACAUGGACAGCAUUUUCAGUGAAGCCUUUGCCAAGGUGCGAAAGCAGUACCCAGGCUUCCUCGCUCCAGAGACCUCUAUCCAAGCUCUUCAGGCCGCUGUGAAUCUUCCCUAUAAACUGGGCAUCAAGGAGGAGGAGAAGCUGGCUUUGUACCUUCAGAAAUCAGGGCAGGCCAGAGCCCUGCAGUAUGUUUUCUUUGCUGAGAGCAGUGUGCAUAAGCAGUCACCUCCCUCUGUGGCAUCUUGGCAAACGGCGUCACCACAACCCAUCUCCUCAGUUGGUGUUCUUGGCUUGGGCACCAUGGGCCGAGGCAUUGCCGUGUGUUUUGCAAAGGCUGGGAUCCCGGUGGUUGCUGUAGAGUCAGACCCAAAGCAGCUGGAAGUUGCUGAGGAAGUAAUAACAUCCAUGUUGGAAAGGGAGGCCUCCAAAAUGCAGCAGAGUGGGCGAGCGUGGACAAAACCAACACUCACGUUCUCCUCGUCAAUGGAGGAGCUGUCCAGCGUGGACUUAGUGGUGGAAGCAGUGUUUGAGGACAUGAACCUGAAGAAGCAGGUCUUUGCUGACCUGUCAUCUGUGUGCAGACCGGAAGCUCUUCUGUGCACCAACACGUCAGCCCUAGACGUGGAUGCGAUCGCUGCUGCCACUGAUCGUCCUCACUUGGUCAUUGGCACCCACUUCUUCUCACCAGCUCAUGUCAUGAAGUUGUUGGAGGUCAUUCCCAGCCGCCACUCUUCCCCCACGACCAUUGCCACCAUCAUGGACUUAUCCAAAAAGAUUCAGAAGAUCGCAGUAGUUGUAGGCAACUGUUAUGGAUUUGUUGGCAAUCGAAUGCUGGCGCCUUAUUACGACCAGGCACAUUUCUUAUUAGAGGAAGGCAGCAAGCCAGAGGACAUAGAUGGGGUGCUGGAAGAGUUUGGCUUUAAAAUGGGACCCUUUAGAACAUCUGACCUUGCAGGUUUGGAUGUGGGUUGGAAAGGUCGCCAGGGUCAGGGCCUUACUGGCCCUGCAUUGCCACCAGGAACUCCUGCCCGAAAGCGGGGCAAUGUGAGGUACUGCCCGCUUGCGGAUAUGCUCUGUGAAUCAGGGCGAUUUGGCCAGAAGACAGGUAAGGGUUGGUAUCGGUAUGACAAGCCGUUGGGUAGGGUUCACAGACCUGACCCCUGGCUUUCCGAGUUCCUGUCGCAGUACAGAGAAACCCACCAUCUUGAGCCCCGUUCCAUCAGCCAGGAGGAGAUCCUCGAGCGCUGCCUGUAUUCCCUUAUCAACGAGGGAUUUCGUAUCCUGGGAGAAGGGAUGGCGGCCAGCCCAGAGCAAAUCGAUAUCAUCUACUUGUCUGGCUAUGGGUGGCCGAGGUACAGGGGCGGGCCCAUGUUCUAUGCCGCCACGGUUGGCUUGCCUGUGGUUCUGGAGAAGCUGCAGAAGUAUUACACACAGAACCCUGAUGUCCCUCAACUGGAGCCCAGUGACUACCUGAAGAAGCUGGCUGCGCACGGAAACCCGCCUCUGAAGGAUUGGCAGAGCUUGGCAGGGCCGCCUGGCAGUAAACUGUGAUUCGGAUUUCUACAUUUUGUCUCCUGUGCUGGGGUCUGGUAAAACCCACUGAUGUAAUCCAAAAGUCCAAAGUGAGAUUGCUC
This is a messenger RNA of Jaculus jaculus (lesser Egyptian jerboa), 2246 nucleotides long. RefSeq names its product peroxisomal bifunctional enzyme. The record is from RefSeq and is a predicted model, not a curated record. Gene Ontology annotation, molecular function: (3S)-3-hydroxyacyl-CoA dehydrogenase (NAD+) activity; NAD+ binding. Bases 1 to 2163 code for a protein of 720 amino acids. Lineage: Eukaryota; Metazoa; Chordata; Mammalia; Rodentia; Dipodidae. Gene Ontology annotation, cellular component: peroxisome. Gene Ontology annotation, biological process: fatty acid beta-oxidation. The transcript has 7 exons.